AUUUGGGAAAUUCUAAGAGCGCCUUGAAGAAUGCGUGAUAUUUAGAUCGGCCUCACGGACGUGUCAAGGCAACGGCGCUAGGUACUCGUCCCUGCAUCCGAGGCGAGCCGAUCGCGAUCCUUGGAAGAUGGGAAGCAGCGAGUAGAAACAGCGGGUGGAGAGAGGGACCAGUUAGGAGACCGAGUAUUGAGAAAGGUGACAAGACGCGAGAGAGUGAUUGAGCGCGCACGCGAGUGAAGUUCAUAAACCUGUCAACUCCUCGGCGGGCCGUCCUGCCUCGGAAGUUGGUCGCGGUCGCCCCUUUCUCUCUCUUCAUUCCAAAUUCAUUUGUCAUAUCGCGUAACAGACCAUCACAUGUCUUACAUUCUCCAGUCGUGUCCCAGAAAUUACUGAGAAAUCUCAACCAGUUUUGGAAUCAUCAUCUCCUGAACAAAUUCUCCAGACAGAUAGCUUUAAAGUGGGGAUGGGUUAUGCGCAGCCGACAUCCAUCAUCAUUGUGUGGAUAAUAACAGUCAUCGUUUCGUUUCGAAACAUUAAUACAACGCUGCACUUAGUCCAGUGACAUAUCUUGUAACAUUUUGCAAAUGUUUCUAACCUCGUUUAAUUUCAAGCCCCUAGAUUUGGUAAACUUAGUGAAGCCACACACGAGAACUUGGAUCGAAUAUCAGCGUUGUUAGAGACAAACGAGCAUUGUUUUGAACAUCGAAUGCGUCCAUAGAUGUCCUGGGACACCCCAUGCUCGCAUCUUCUCAUGGAUAUACCGUUCAUGCAUCCUAUAAUUUUGCUGAGUGAUUUCCCGCCGAAUUUUGGAUGUUCGACUACAUCACUUUACAUUUUGGAGAUUGAAAGUCACCGAUUUUGAAAGUUCUUGGCGGCAUUGAAUACGUGGGUUUGGCUGAUUUGUAAAAUUACCACUGACAGUCGAUAUCAUCGAUUUCCAUCAAUCCAUCUCGAAACGUUGCUUAAUGUUACUCUUGAAUUUGGUCUCAAUGGAUUAAUGUUGCCACGCAGAUUAAGUGCUGGAAGACUAUAUAGGAAGAAGUGGUUUUCUGAACAAAGCUUCAAGAUUGAGGUGCCAUAAAAGUUCGCAAAAAUCGUUAUGAGCAGUAAUGGUUUGAACAAGCUGCCAGCAUCAUUACGAUGAACUUAGGGUUUUCUUUCAAUCUCGAUGUCGAUGGUGGACACUUAAUUCAAUUUCGACAACUUUUUUUUUCCUGAGGAACGUGAUAAAACGUAAAGCACUUUCUAUUUCACACUUGAACGGAAUUUGUUAAGGGGUCGCUUCUAAAAGGUGGCUCCUAGAUUCAACCAGCCGUCACAUUGGUGUAACCCCGUUGUCGUUGUCGAGAUCAUCCACGUCCGCUGACCGUCAUCAUGAGCUGUUUGGACGUAAUGUACCAGGGUACAUACCAACCCUACCAGUAUCCCUUCUACCAAAGGCCAUUCGCACAGAAGUUUGGACAUUACAAGAUGCAGGAGGCGAUGGGACUCGAUUCGGCGGUCGACUACAGCUCGACGUCGAGCCACCACCACCCGACCUCCCACACGCCGAGCCUCUCGGCGUUCUCGACCACCGCAAACCCCCAUCACCAUCAUUUCCACCACCACCCGGCGGCGGCGACGGCGACGCACUACACGGGGCACGGCAGCGUGGGGAGUCACGGCAGUGGGGUGAGCGCAGGUAGCGUUCAAGGACACUCGGGGCAUUCUUCCCUGCAUUCCACCCCGUCAUCGCUCGCGACGCCGUCCUCAGCGCUCGGCGUGAAGGAGGAAGAGGAAUCGGGGAAUGCGAGCGACAAGGACCCCCCGCCGGAAGCGGACUACGUUAAUUCCCGUUGUGUUAUUUUUACGUUUUACUCUGGUGACUUGGAUAAGAUAGUUGACGAACACUUCAGUCGAUCACUGAGUCAUCAAGGGAGCUAUGCUGAAGACACUGACGGAAAACAAAGGACAAUAAAUGGCAGUGAUAUGAACAGUCAAAAUGACAGUGGUGACAGCAGAGGAGAAAACUCGAAUUGGCCAAGCAAAAACAAUGGUUGUUCGCCGACGCCGAUGUGUAAACGUAGCUUUCCACCGUCCUUCUGGAAUUCAAACUUCUACAGUAACGUCACGAACUGCAACAAUAACAACAUCAGCAGCAACAGUAACAGCCUGCAUCUCAACUCCAUGUACCCGACGAGCACCUCGACGCACCACGACACAUCAUCCCUCCUCACCGCCGCACAAGCGGCCGCCGAUUCAUACACCAUGCACCACCAUGCGCACCACCGGGCAGCUUCCAUGCACCAUUCGCAGGCAGAGGCAUGGCAUUACGGGUUCCCCGCGCACCACCAGUCGUCCUACGCGCAUCACCAUCACGCGGGGUUGCACGAGUUGGGUUACGGAGUGUCGCCCGGAAGCGCGUUCAGCCCGAGGUACAGCUCUUUACUCAUUCAACCGUCCGUGAGACCGGGGCGGCUGCCGACGAUACCGGGUCAGUGUGACUUUACGAAGUCGUCGACGACGGAAUGGCCGUCGACAUACACCCCUCAUAGUCACCAAUCAACGACAGAGGUACCGUCAUACACCGUCGAAACAGGUAGCGCCGUGGACUCGCACGAAACAAACAAGGAUCUCUAUUGGUUUUAGUUGACUCUCUUGGAUAUAACUCGACGUCAUCUGCUCGAAAAUGUGGCCAUUUUUUUUUAUCAACAUCAUGCUUCUUUCUGAGUACCGAGAUGAAUAUAAAGACUGUCCGAAAAAUAACUUUUGCAUGCUGCUUAUAUAUAAAUCAUGUUGAUUUUCUGUAAACUUCGCCCCUAUUUUAUAUUAUUUUUAAUUUAUCCAUAGAGUGGAUAAAAGUGUGGAUUAAAACUGGGAAAUGGAAAAAUGUUAAUCUUCCGUCUGACAAUACACAUUUUCCAGUUUGCAUUCUAAUUUGCCGAACUAUGCUGAAAUGUUCCGAUUGUACCCGAGGUCGCAAGAUCGACUUUCUACAGCUGAUAGAAAGGCUAAAAUUUGGACAUGUUGGAUAAGAGUAUAAUCACCGAACAUUUCCGAAAUGUUCUGAUUAUAUCGGGUCUUCAGAUGACAACAAAGGAUUGACAGGAAAGAAAGGUGAAAAUAAUAAGUUCUUAUUAUUUUAUUUUAUUAUUUCAUGUUGAACGUCAUCACGGUGUACCUGCAGGAAAAAAAAAUAAUUUUAUUAAUUUAUAAAACAAUAAGUCCACCACGACGACCAGCUUACUCUCAUGUAGGCCUUUGCGAAAAAAAACUCAAAGAAGCAUUACACUGAAAAUGUCAUCAAAACCGGAUUUGAAAAAUAAAAAUUUAAUCGUUUUGAGGUUUCCCUUAUAUUAUAGGAAACAGUGGUGUAAUGAGCCAAAAACUUUGAGGUGGCCCCAGACCGGGUCCCAGACACGGCGUAUUGGGCAAUUUUUUUUUUUUAAUACAAAACGCUAAUUUGGUAGAUUUUGCCAUACAUUUUCUUACCUUUUUCCCCUUUCCUUUUCUUUCUUUCGCUCAUUUUUUCUUUGCCGUGAAUCUAUACGCCCGUAAUGUAACAAAAUGCGCAACACAGACGGCAUUUAAAUCAAGGAACUGAUGAUACACCCUCACUACUCAAUUUGUAUUUAUUUACAAUGAAAAUUGAUAUUAGAAAUUUAAUUUUCCGAUCUUUUUGUUAUAGAGAUGCUCUCCGUAUCUCGAAACAUUGAUGGCUUUAUUUUUGUCAAGAGGAUAUAAACCCUGUGUUGCAUCAUUAGAGGAAAUCGAAACGUUUGAAAUUUCAAAAUACAAAAGAAAAAGUGUCACAAUCAUGUGCGAUAUAUGCUAUUUCAUUUGCACACUGCUUAUGAUUUCACAUAUAACUUUUUUUAUAAUUAAAAUUUCAGAACACUUAUCCGAUUUUGAUGGAAUUGUCAGUGUUAUGCUUCAUUUUUUUUUCCAAUUAAUUCAAAUCAGUUUGAAGAUUUAGUCAGCUUAAGGUGUAUUGAUAUUUUGUUUAAUUAUUCAUGGGUAAACUGUAUUUUUUUUACUUUGCAUGUAAUCUGAAAAGAAGAAUUUUCUAAUCAUGAUUUUUUUAUCAUGAUUCUGAAUUCGUAUAGAGAUAACAGGAAGGUUGCAUUAUUAUGAUAAAUUGUAGUUUCAUAAUUACCUUUUUAAUGGUUGUGAGGAAACAUCCUACAUUAUAAUUGUAUCAUGUAUAAUUUUUCUCCUUAAGAUAAAAUACUGGAAAGGUGUUUUAACGAGAAAUUGUUUAUGCAAUGAAAUUGCGCCCGUCAUUUUUUUUCAUUAUAAAGUCAACAAUCUGAUGAUGAUGAGACUGAAUACAAUUUUUGGUUUCAAGCGAUUCAUUUUUUGUUUUGUUAUUUUUACCGUAUGAAAACAGUACUUCAAAUGAAAAAAAGAACAUUUAUUUGAAGAAAUAAGAGAGUAAAAUAAAAAAUGCUUGACAUAUUCUCCUAUGUAAUUUCUCAAACAUUUAACAUGUCCCUUUUUUCUUAGAGAAGUUUUACUUGAUUGUUUUUCUUUUAAUGCGGUUUUUAUCAAAGAAGUUGAUAAUUUUUUUAUUAUUAGUUUUUCAAUUGUUAGAACUAUUUAUCAGUAUAUCUGAUUAUAUUAGGGACCAUGCAUGGUCAUACGUCAUUACUUUAAAAGAUGGCGGUAUUUUGUUCAGCUAAAAGCAAAUAAAGACGAUGUCAUAUGUUCUUAGCAAAAUAAGCCAGUCCCCUUUCCCUCGUAAUGAGAUAAAUUGUUUAAUUUUUAACCGUUUCAAACAUUCCUUCAACGAAGUUCAGCAAGGCGUUUGAAUGUACUUCAUGUGGAUUAUUAAUAUAAGAAAGUCGUUUUUAACUUGAAUACAUUAUAUGUGUACAGGGUAUGAACAAAAAUACAAAAGGCUCCUUUUUAACAAUGUUAAAACAAACCUCGUGCAUCCAAAGUAUCAUUCAAGAAUGAUUUAAAAAUUCCUUGUCACUUUGUGAAGUUAGAGUAUAAGCUUGUGAAAAAUGACUGUUUUAUGAUUUUUAUUCGAUGUCAAGCGGCACUGUAAUAAACUUGCUUUCUUUUGUAAGUAAA
Molecule: messenger RNA, 5058 nt
Organism: Lytechinus pictus (painted urchin)
Lineage: Eukaryota; Metazoa; Echinodermata; Echinoidea; Temnopleuroida; Toxopneustidae
Product: transcription cofactor vestigial-like protein 2
Exons: 4
Coding region: 1375-2628 (417 amino acids)
Biological process (GO): regulation of transcription by RNA polymerase II
Cellular component (GO): nucleus
Source: RefSeq, a predicted model, not a curated record